Molecule: messenger RNA, 1074 nt
Organism: Kluyveromyces marxianus DMKU3-1042
Lineage: Eukaryota; Fungi; Ascomycota; Saccharomycetes; Saccharomycetales; Saccharomycetaceae
Gene: APN1
Product: DNA-(apurinic or apyrimidinic site) lyase APN1
Exons: 1
Coding region: 1-1074 (357 amino acids)
Biological process (GO): base-excision repair
Cellular component (GO): mitochondrion; nucleus
Molecular function (GO): DNA binding; phosphoric diester hydrolase activity; DNA-(apurinic or apyrimidinic site) endonuclease activity
Source: RefSeq, a predicted model, not a curated record
AUGUCUUUCGUAAGAUCUACUACUUCAAAAUUUAAAUUUGGUGCCCAUGUUAGCGGAGCCGGAGGGAUCUCCAACAGUGUUUCCAAUGCCAACGCUAUUGGAUGCAAUUCUUUUGCAAUGUUCUUGAAGUCACCAAGACAAUGGGUCUCGAAACCAUAUCCUGAGAAGGAAAUAUCUAAGUUCAAAGAAAACUGCGAAAAGUUUAAUUACAAUCCACUAACGGAUAUCCUACCACAUGGAUCAUACUUCAUUAACUUAGCAAAUCCAGACCAAGAGAAAGCUGAAAAGGCAUACGGUGCAUUCAUCGAUGAUUUGAUACGAUGUGAGCAAUUGGGGAUUGGCCACUACAACUUUCAUCCGGGCUCUUCUUUAGAUGGAGAUCACCAAGAACAACUGAAACAACUUGCGAAAUAUAUCAACAAGGCUAUAAAGGAAACCUCUUUUGUUAACAUCGUACUUGAGAACAUGGCUGGACACGGGAACUUGAUUGGUAGCGACCUACACGACCUACAAAUAGUGAUAGAUAUGGUAGAGGAUAAAACAAGAGUCGGUGUCUGUGUCGAUACAUGUCAUACUUAUGCUGCUGGGUAUGACAUCUCUUCCCAGGAAUCGUUCGACCGCUUUUGGAAAGAAUUUGAUGAAAUUGUCGGCAUGAAGUAUCUAAAGGCAAUUCAUCUCAACGACUCCAAGGCUCCGUUAGCAGCAAACGCUGACAGACACGAACUUCUAGGGCAAGGGUACCUAGGGCUCGCCUUCUUCAAUAUCAUAGCGCACUCUGAAUUCCUACAAGGUAUCCCAAUCGUGCUCGAGACCCCACAAAAGGACGAUAAUGGCUACGGUGAAGAAAUAAAACUACUUGAAUGGUUGGAAAACCUACAAAAGCAGGAAAACGACAAAGAGUACGUGGAAAAAUGCGCAACACUAAGCAAGCUAGGAGAAAAGUCUCGCAAAGAGUUCCAGGCCAAGCUUGACAAAAAGCAAAAAACUGCGAAGGGCAAAGCCAAGACAACUGCUACUAAAAGAAAAGGACCCUCAAUCACCGAACAAUUAACUGCCAAGAAACCCAAAAAAUAA